GAUAAUUAAAUUCAAGAUAAAACUGAAAUUCUUACCCAUUAGAAACAAGUGCUGCUCUAUUUUGCUGCUGCUGCUGCUUGGUUCGGUGGAUGAAAGAGAGGAAGGUGCUGCUGUUCUGUUCGAUGGAUGAAGAAGAGGUUGUUUCUACCCAUUGGGAAGGAGAGGAAGAAGUUGCUGCUGUUUAGUGGCCGACAAGGAAGUUGAGCCAUGAAGGGCUAGAAGAGGCUGUUGAUGGUGGUGGUUGAGAGCAGAUGCAGAUCUGUUCUACUGUUGUCGCUCUGUUCUGUGCUGCUACUUUGUUCGGUGCUGUUGAAGCUGCUGCUGUUCAGUGGAGGAAGGGAAGGAAGAUGAGUUGCGAAGGGCUGGAAAGGCUAUCAACGGUGGUGGUUGGGGGUAGGGAGGUCAGUGGAGGAAGGAGAUUUGCUCUGGUUUCUUUACUCCAAAUGGAUCCAUUCAUCCAUGCAUUGUUGAGCCAAUUGAGUCGUAUUCUGUUAAACAAGUUGAAAGAGGAAUUUUGUGCCAUUAGAGGAGUUAAGCAUGAUUUAGAGACUUUGAAAAAAUACCUCCAUACCAUAGACAGAGAAUUAGAGACUGCAGCUGUUAAGGACAAAUUCCAUGCCAACACGUUACUGUGGCUUUUGAGGUUGAUGGAUAAAGACAAGUGGGAGUAUCGGCAAACACAGCUAAGAAAGAGUGCUAAAUUGGGAUUGAUGAAGUUUCUGUCGAAGGUUAAAUAUUAUUGAAGUCUUGUGCGGCGGAUUAAACAAAUUAGCAAGAAUUUG
Messenger RNA from Rubroshorea leprosula, 782 nucleotides. NCBI's taxonomy places the organism in Eukaryota, Viridiplantae, Streptophyta, Magnoliopsida, Malvales, Dipterocarpaceae. The record is from the annotation of a GenBank genome assembly.